AUGAACAGAAAAGACAGCAAGAGGAAGUCCCACCAGGAAUGCCCAGGAAAGACAGGAGGGCGGGGCCGGCUCCGCCAGGCCCGCCGCCACAAGACGUGCCCCAGCCCCCGGGAAAUCAGCAAGGUCAUGGCUUCCAUGGCUCUGGACAUACUGAAAGAGGGCAGCUGCAGUGAAGAUGAGCUUCUGGAGAAAUGCAUUCAGUCCUUUGACUCUGCUGGCAGCCUGCGCCGCGGGGACCACAUUCUCAACAUGGUACUGGCCAUGCACAGCUGGGUGCUGCCUUCUGCCCACCUUGCUGCCCGUCUUCUGACCAAGUACCAGGAGGCCACAGGGAACACGCAGGACCUGAGGCGGCUGCAGAUCUGUCACCUGGUCAGGUACUGGCUGACCCGACACCCUGAGACAGUGCACCAGGAGCCCCAGUUAGAAGAGGCUAUAGGUCGCUUCUGGGCCACUGUGGAGCAGGAAGGCAACUCAGCCCAGAGGAGCCUGGGAGACUCCUCUAACCUCCUGAGCCCUGGUGGCCCUGGCCCCCCGCCCUGCAUGAGCAGCCCAGGCCUGGGCAAGAAGUGCAAAGUGUCCUUGCUUUUCGACCACCUGGAGGCAGGGGAGCUGGCUCAGCACCUUACUUACCUGGAGUUCCGGUCCUUUCAGUCUAUCACGCCCCAGGACCUGCGAGACUACGUUUUACAGGGCUCUGUGCGGGCCUCCUCGGCCCUAGAGGGAUCCGUAGGUCUCAGCAACAGCGUGUCCCGCUGGGUGCAGGUCAUGGUGCUGAGCCGUCCGGGACCCACACAGCGCGCACAGGUGCUGGACAAGUUCAUCCGUGUGGCACAGAAACUCCACCAGCUGCAGAAUUUCAACACACUGAUGGCGGUCACUGGGGGCCUGUGUCACAGUGCCAUCUCCAGGCUCAAGGACUCCCAUGCCCACCUGAGCCCUGACAGCACCAAGGCCCUGCUGGAGCUGACUGAGCUGCUCUCUGCCCACAACAACUAUGCCUGUUAUCGCCGCACCUGGGCUGGCUGCACAGGCUUCCGGCUGCCUGUGCUGGGUGUGCAUCUCAAGGACCUGGUGUCCCUGCAUGAGGCACAACCCAGUAGGUUGCCUGAUGACCGCCUGCACCUUCCCAAGCUCAACAGCCUCUAUCUGAGGCUGCAGGAGCUGGCAUUGCUCCAGAAGCAGCAGCCCCCCUGCAGUGCCAAUGAGGACCUGCUGCAUCUGCUCACACUUUCCUUGGAUCUCUUCUACACUGAGGACGAGAUCUAUGAGCUUUCUUACGCCCGGGAGCCUCGCUGUCCCAAGAAUCUGCCACCCUCCCCCUUCAAAGCACCCCUGGUGGUGGAAUGGGCCCCUGGUGUGACACCCAAGCCCGACAGGGCCACCCUGGGUCGGCAUGUGGAGCAGCUGGUGGAGUCCGUGUUCAAGAAUUAUGACCCUGAAGGCCGGGGAACCAUCUCUCUUGAGGACUUUGAGCGACUCUCAGGCAACUUCCCCUUCGCCUGCCAUGGGCUUCACCCACCCCCGCGCCAGAAGAGUGGCUCCUUCAGCAGAGAGGAGCUAACGGGAUACCUGCUCCGGGCCAGUGCCAUCUGCUCCAAGCUGGGCCUGGCCUUCUUGCACACCUUCCACGAGGUCACCUUCCGCAAGCCCACCUUCUGUCACAGCUGCAGUGGUUUCCUCUGGGGUGUCACCAAGCAAGGCUACCGCUGUCGAGACUGUGGGCUGUGUUGCCACAAACACUGCAGAGACCGGGUGAAGGAGGAGUGUAAGAGACCAGGGGUCAAAGGCGAUAUGAGCCCCCCAGGAGCCCCCGUCCCACCCAGACCAAUACCUCAUGCCAGCUGUGGCUCUGAGGACAGUCUUUCCUACACACACUCCCUGGAACCUGAGAUGAGGUGCCACCUUCACCAUGCUUGGACCCAGACAGAGCUCCCACACCCUUCCUGGGAACCACAGACGGUGAGGAGGGACUCCCCCCUAUCCCCAGCUGGAUACAGGGGAGACCAACUCAUUUGCCUGGAGAACCCAAACAGAUUUGGGGAAGCAUGGGAAAAAAGGUGCCAAAGUCCUUAAGUACUUGAGUA
Messenger RNA from Miniopterus natalensis, 2087 nucleotides. The record is from RefSeq and is a predicted model, not a curated record. Lineage: Eukaryota; Metazoa; Chordata; Mammalia; Chiroptera; Miniopteridae.